UCCAGAGUGCGUCGCGUACUUUUGACGUAAGGAAGCCGGGACAAAAAUGGCGGCCUCUGGGAAGCGGCCGGAGCAUCGUGGUCCUCCUGAACUGUUCUAUGAUGAGGUCGAAGCUCGGAAAUACACCCACAACUCUCGCAUGAUGGAGAUCCAGUCGCAGAUGUCUGAACGGGCUGUGGAGCUGCUGGGCCUCCCAGAGGAUCGGCCAUGUUUCUUGUUGGAUGUGGGGUGUGGCUCCGGUUUGAGUGGCGAUUACAUCACUGAGGAAGGCCACUUUUGGGUUGGCUUGGACAUCAGCCCUGCCAUGCUGGAUGUGGCUGUGGAGAGAGAAGUGGAAGGAGACUUGAUGCUUGCAGACAUGGGGCAAGGGGUCCGCUUCCGGCCCGGGACCUUUGACGGCUGUAUCAGUAUUUCCGCCGUGCAGUGGCUCUGUAACGCCGACAAGAAGACCCACAGCCCUCCUAAGCGACUCUACCGGUUCUUUUCCACCCUUUAUACAGCAUUGGCUCGAGGGGCCCGUGCCGUUCUCCAGCUCUACCCUGAAAACUCUCAACAGUUGGAGCUCAUCACUGCUCAAGCCAUGAAGGCGGGCUUCACCGGCGGGAUGGUGGUGGACUACCCCAACAGUGCCAAAGCCAAGAAGUUCUUCCUCUGCCUCUUUGUCGGCACAAGUGACGUGUUACCAAAGGGACUCGGAGCAGAAUGCAGCAUGGAAGAGAACACACAGGCCAAGUUCACCCAGGAAAGGGCGCGCUUCCGGAACGCCAAAGGGAAGUCGGUGAAGAAGGGCCGGGACUGGGUUUUGGAAAAGAAAGAGCGGAGGCGGCGGCAGGGCAAGGAAGUGCGAGCGGACACGAAAUACACAGCCCGGAAACGAAGGCCCCAUUUUUGAUCCUCUGCUUCGACUCAGUGAUGGGACUCUGCACAUUUUAGGAAGGCCUUUGUUCUUGGAGGCUGGAAAACAACAAUUUGGGAUCGAGAGUGUGAUAGAGGCCCAACCAAGCUGCAGGUAUCCACUCUUUUGCGCAGGUUUCUUGCCAAUUAAAUGUGGACUGGA
Molecule: messenger RNA, 1057 nt
Organism: Anolis sagrei ordinatus
Lineage: Eukaryota; Metazoa; Chordata; Lepidosauria; Squamata; Anolidae
Gene: BUD23
Product: BUD23 rRNA methyltransferase and ribosome maturation factor
Biological process (GO): rRNA (guanine-N7)-methylation
Cellular component (GO): nucleolus
Molecular function (GO): rRNA (guanine) methyltransferase activity
Source: RefSeq, a predicted model, not a curated record